Molecule: messenger RNA, 495 nt
Organism: Ipomoea triloba (trilobed morning glory)
Lineage: Eukaryota; Viridiplantae; Streptophyta; Magnoliopsida; Solanales; Convolvulaceae
Exons: 1
Coding region: 1-495 (164 amino acids)
Molecular function (GO): catalytic activity
Source: RefSeq, a predicted model, not a curated record
AUGGAGCAGGUUGAAUUUGUUCGAGUAAGGACUGGUUUCGAAGGAUCUUUCAGUGUGGAUAGGGUGGGUAUGAGUGGUGGUUUGGCUUUGCUAUGGCGAGAUAAGGAUACUGCUACUGUAUUGGGGUUCUCACAGAAUCAUAUCGAUGUUAUUGUAAGUUUGCCAGGAAAGCCGCAGUGGAGGCUUACUUGUUUCUAUGGAUAUCCGGAGAGAGCACGGCGACAGCAUUCAUGGAGUCUACUUCGUCAACUUAAGGACAAUUCUGAUUUACCAUGGGUGAUCCUUGGUGAUUUCAACGAUCUCGCAUGUCAUUCGGAGAAGAGAGGUCCUCACCCUCACCCGAAUUCAUUGAUUCUCAGUUUCACAGACGCAUUACAUGACUGCAAUCUUUUGGACCUUGGCAUGCAAGGCAACCGUUUUACUUGGGAACGUGGACGGGGCACAGAUAACUGGGUAGAAGAACGCCUAGAUAGGGCGGUUGCAACUCUGGAUUAG